This is a messenger RNA of Hermetia illucens (black soldier fly), 4450 nucleotides long. RefSeq lists its product as uncharacterized. The coding region runs from base 2487 to 3326 and encodes 279 amino acids. NCBI's taxonomy places the organism in Eukaryota, Metazoa, Arthropoda, Insecta, Diptera, Stratiomyidae. The record is from RefSeq and is a predicted model, not a curated record. The transcript is spliced from 2 exons.
GUUUCUUACAUAAGAUGAACACAAAACCUUUAUACCCGAAGCGUGAGCUUCCGGUAUUCCGACUUGUUUGAUUUAAGUAAGAGGUGUACGAAUUAGCUUUCAACAUUUCCAAUUCGAUCUUAAGUGAAGCUAUUUAAAGCUGCUGUUGAAUAAAGGGAUCAGUGAAUAAAUAAAACUAAAGUGGUAACCCCAAGGAACUCACAUGAGCGGAGCGAGUAAAAGCUGUGCACACGGUCCGUGCUGUCUAAGUGCCACCGGCGGACAUCUCACGGGAAGGAAACAGCAGACAGAUCUACGCAGCGACAACGAUCAGCAGUACCCCAAAGUGCUCAAGGGCGUGCCUCCGACCCGGUGAAUCGAAUCAUCCGCGACUGCCGCCCUCAUUCACGCCAGCACGCACUGAAACUCAACCCAUCGCAACGGUCCGGCCGGAAACCAGCAGCAACAAUUAGGCCCUUAGGAAAUAAAGUCACACAAAGCGAAAACAUAUUUUUUUAAGGGAACAUUUCAACAUUGUGAUUUUCAAAAGAGGAAUAACGGUAUCCUAGUAUUUCAUUUAGAUAUAAAUAUCGCUCUCCCAUAGUAAUUAUCAUUUUUUUUACAUCAAACAUAUACACAUAUAUCGUCAGUAUUAUCAAAUCUAUAUUUAGCCCAGUAAGCGAUCAACAACCUUUUUGGCGAAUUUCCUAAUUAAAUUAAAAUGGCAAAAAUCAAUUUUUAGACAAAUGAUCGUGUACCUUAUGUUACUAGAUACGAACUUACAUUGGUGAUUUAUUGAUAAUACGUUGAUUAACUCGUGCUUGCAUAACAGGCAUCGCGCUAACAUUUAUUCGAAAAGAAAGAACGAAAUUUUAAAUGGUGUAAAAUUUUAUGGUGUUAAUGGUUAAAUAUAUAGCAAUUCAUAAGAAUAAAAUUUAAAACCGCUGUAAGAGACGGCGUCCACGUGUUUGUGGAAUUUUUCAUUGCGGGAUUUCCACUCUUUUGGCGAGUUAUUGUGUUUUUUUUGGUCUGGCAUCAAACGUCCGGACAUUUGUGGGUGCGGCCUGCCGUGGUCAAUUUAGGGCUUCGCAGAAUUCGGUAUCGCCGCGUCGUAGCAUUAGCUUUUGGAGAUGUCUGUAGACAAUAAAGACGCAGCGGGCCCAUCGGAUCCGCAAGGACCGCCCUCGCCAUGCACGUCCCUUCAUUUUGGCGGCGGAACCCGAAGCUGUGGUUCGUCCAUCUGGAAGCAUAGUUCCAGAUGUCCGGAAUAACGGCGGACGCGACCCGGUGGUCGGUCUGGCUGAGGAGUCCAUCCUACUAGCGGCCGACGUAGUAAAAUCGGCCUCUUAUACGCUUCUGAAGACCGAGUUAAUCAAGCGCCUGUCGGUAAGUAAGCCAGGAAAGCUGGGUCACUUGCUGGCAGGUUUGACAUUGGGCGAUCGAACUCCCAGCCAAUUGCUUCGCGAAAUGAGGCAAUUGGUGGGAGCAAGAUCGACGAUGACCUGAUUAAGUCGCUCUGGCUGCGUCAGGUCCCGCAGAGCACCCAAGCGGUCCUUGCGUACGUCUCCGGUUCUUUGAAGGUACUGGCAGCUGCGGCCGAUAAGAUGCACGAGCUGCACGCGAGUUAUGUAUAACCAGACAUCCGGUUCCAUUAAUUCACACGAAAUCAAAAUUCUCUUAGAUCAAGUAAAACUGCACAUACCGGAAAUGCAAUCGUAAGCAUAAUAAGCAGGUGUAAAGUGCAGACGCUAACAUCAGCACUUUACACGAAUAAAUACGUCUGAUUAUACAUAGCAAGGUGUAGUCCGAUUAACUCUCUAAGAUCGUCACUAUAUCCGACGGGACAUCUGUAUUUUAAAAAUUAAUAACGUUUUGUUAAUAAAGUAGAAACUACAUUAUUUCAGUGAAACGCGGAGUUUUAUUUUUUUUUAUCCGUUCGGCUACCCACCAACAAAAACGCCACAAUCGAGUAAAUAAUCCGCGAAGGAAAAAUUAUUCGAACAUUGUGAGUGAAAAAGUGUCGUUUAAAAGCCGCGAAGGUAUAAACGAAAAACACGAAACUAAUAACAACCAAAAAUCACGACGCGAAACUAAUUAAUAAAAAUCGGUUUAAAGGCCGCAAAGGCAUAAAAAUCGUAUUUUAGCCAGAGUGACUAAAUCCGAAAAGGAUAAAAAGCCUUUAUUCGUCUUUAACUCUUUGCUGAGGCUGGCAAGAGUAUCUAGCAUAACAAAUAAUUGUGAAGUUCGAAAUUGAAGAACUGUGGACAGUGAAAAGGACAGUGAACUUUUAGAGACUGAACUUUUAGGGACUGUGAACUUUUAGAAACUGUGAACUGUGAAACUGAAGGCAGAAGAAAAGCAAAAUAUUGCAGAAAGGACCGAGAAUUAAGGUAGGAUCCAUCCAAAUUAUUUUUCCAUAACUGUAAGAAGUAAAAGUGGAGGCUAAAGGUAGAAAACAGAAAAGGGAGAGUUUCUUCAAUUCAAUCAGAAACUUAGAAACAGAGAAAAUGGAGGAAGCUAUUUUGAACUUGCUACAGCAAUUGCAAGAAAAAGACCAGCAACUUCAACAGUUAGCAGCGGCAUUGCAGCAGCUAACACUAAACCAAUCGAGUGCAGAGCAAAGGGAGAAAGUGUUAAAAGAAAUAAGGUUCAUGACAAAGUUUACCGGAACUGGAGACACUUCGAUAAACAGCUUCAUUAACAACUACGAGUACUAUUUAAACAGGAUCGUAAACGACGAAUUAAAGAAAACAGCAGUCAGGACAAUCUUUCACGAGAAGAUCCAGGGAGAGGCGAAAGAUGCGGUAAUAAAUCUACCCGAACCCGACAAUUGGCAGUUCAUCAAACAACAAUUGAAAUUAAGAUAUAGACCAGAUAUAGAUCCUUUGGAAAUUUAUAGGAAAAUUACAAAUUUAAAAGGAACCACACUAAUGUAUCUAAUACUAAUAUUGUCAGUUAUGCAACCAAUAAGGGCAGCCUUGACAAUACAACCUAUACUGACCGAAAACGGAUACACAGUUAUUAACAUGGGUACAACCGAAAUAAUACAGGAUACAAAGACAAUAUUGCAUAUAAUCAACACACGGGAACUCAAACAGACAAUUGACGCAAUAGAAGAGAAUAUUAAUAGACUGGAGAUCAGAAACGAUCCGCUUAUCGCAAAGGAAUUGGAAGAUAUUCAUGCAAAACUAAAAGCAAUAGAACCAAAUGCAAGACAUAAAAGGGGAUUAAUUAAUAUCAUUGGAACAACUAACAAAUGGCUUUUUGGAACAAUGGACGAUGACGAUAGAAAAGAAAUCUCAGAUCACAUUAUCAUUAGAGAAAAAUCAGGAAGAAGCGGUCUAUAAUAUUAACAAGCAAAUAGAAAUAAAUUCUCACAUUAACGAAACUAUUAACAGUCUUAAAAAUAUAAUAGAAGCCGAUAGAAAUCAAAUUACCAAAACGUAUGACGAAGUGACAGCCAAUGAAAGAAAAAUUAUCUUGCAACAAAUAAAGCUAGAUCAGAUCUUUAGACUACAAACACUGGAAGAGAAAGUAGACCAAAUAAUGGAUAGCAUAGCAUUAGCUAGACAAGGCAUUAUUCACCCUAGCCUACUUACAGUAACAGAAAUAAUGACAGUAAAAUUGGACUUUUACAGACUAAAAUACGUAAAGACAGGACUUUUACGAUACAGUAACGAUUCAUUAACUUUAGCAAUUAAAAUCCCGAACAGUUACAAACUUGUAAACGUUAAACUACUUACAGCUAUUCCUAAUAAAAAUUACAUGGAAGUUAAUUUAGAAGAUCAAUUUUUUGUAGAAUUGAACAAUAUUAAAUACCAAUAUAUCAAAGAGAUCCAAGCUGAAAAAGAACUUAUAGUAUUCAAAAAUUGUAUUACUCAAAAUAACUGCGAAUUAAAAGAAAACAAAAUGUCUAGAAUAGAAAAGAUAGAUGAAAGUAGAAUUCUAUGUAAGAAUAUGAAAAAUCAAAAAAUCAUUAACCAUUGUGAUGACAGAAAUAUCUCAAUGAAUGGAAAUUAUUUAAUAACCAUUAACAAUUGUACGAUUCAAAUUAUAAACGAAACUUUCAGUAACAGCAAUAUUAAAUUCAUUGACAGAUUUUUUUACGCAGACCAAGCAAAAUAUAAUGUAACCAAAAAUAUAAAAUUUGGAAACAUUACUUUAAAAAAUAUAGAAAUUCUGGAAAAAAUUGAAAUACUUAAAUUUCACAAAGACGUAAAUUCUAUCAUUCUACCAAUUAUAAUUACGAUGUUGAUAAUAAUUAUUAUUGCUAUACUUGCAUUAUUUUAUGAAAAUAACAAGAAUCGAAAAUUGAUAAUUUUGGAAAAAAAUGAAAAAAACGAUAUUUCAAAUGAUAUUAGAAUUCAGGAGAAUUCUUCUUCUAAGGAGGGGGAAGUUAUGUAUAACCAGACAUCCGGUUCCAUUAAUUCACACGAAAUCAAAAUUCUCUUAGAUCAAGUAAAACUGCACA